Anopheles stephensi (Asian malaria mosquito) is the source of this 1735-nucleotide messenger RNA. RefSeq names its product putative odorant receptor 92a. Gene Ontology annotation, molecular function: odorant binding; olfactory receptor activity. Gene Ontology annotation, cellular component: plasma membrane. The coding region runs from base 380 to 1573 and encodes 397 amino acids. The transcript has 4 exons. Gene Ontology annotation, biological process: detection of chemical stimulus involved in sensory perception of smell; sensory perception of smell. NCBI's taxonomy places the organism in Eukaryota, Metazoa, Arthropoda, Insecta, Diptera, Culicidae. The record is from RefSeq and is a predicted model, not a curated record.
UCCGCCUGCACACAAAACGAUCUUUCAUCUAUCUUUCCCUCUAAACGCGCGUGUUCCUCCAUCGUUAAGUGUUGCCCCAACGGUGUUCAAAUGUCAACCACUAAUCAUAAUCCGCCCCUCCCCCACCCCUGGUUUACAUAAUUAAUGUUUGCUAGCAUAGCCGUGCACGGACCGAUUGUCACAACAUCGCGCACCGCUCGUAAAUAUAGGUUCUCCAAGUGUCAAUUUAGUUUUGUGAAAUAAUACACCAGGAACGGUACACGCCCCACUCAUUAGCAGCGUAGGCGAAGGGUACAAACGACUGCCAUCCGAAUGGAGACAUUUUUGGGAUAGACACAGUAAGCAAUCAACCCGUCAGCCAGAAACUCUUCGCGCAGUGAUGGCUAAAAUCCUCACCCGAACUUUGUCCGAUAACUUUCGCGUGAUGCCGUACAAUUUGCGAGUCUUUGCGAUGGUCGGUCUGUGGGGUGAUCGACGAAAGCAGUACCGGCUGUGCGUGGUGCUGCUGGGUGCGCUCGUGGUGAUAAUCUUCCCGAAACCGGUGCGCAUCUCCGACCGCCAUCCGUUCGAGUCGAUUGUGCGCAGCGUAGCCGAGCUGAUCUUUGCCGCGCUCUGCUACCUGACGGUCAUCAUCCUGGCCAUCAAAUCGGAACCGUUCCGGCAGGUGAUUGCUAAGCUGGAGCAAACAUUGGCACUGUUUCGCGAUACCAACGACCAGUGUAGCCAGCUGAUCGUGGAAGUUAACGCCAACAUUCAUCGGUUUAGUUUGAGUUAUGCAAAGUUGCAUCUGUUUUACGUACUGCUGUUCAAUGUGGCACCACCGGUCUACAACUAUCCGCACUAUCUGCUGCAGUCGAAGUUACCGCCAGCUAAUCGGACGCUGGAAUUUAUGCUCCCACUGAUGCAGGAUCUGUACGGGUUGGAUGUGCGACACAAUAUAGCCCACUACACCAUUUCCUGGAUGUCGAUCACACCGUUCUGUGCCUUUUUUACGCUCAUCCUCUGGUACAAGGGUUCCCUGUUUAUGCUGAUCCGGUACAAUACGCUGCUGUACCAGCUCGUCAAUCUGCUGCUGCAACAGUUCGAGUAUGAGGGACCUGGUGCGAGACUUAGACAGAAGCAUCACCGAUUACAGAGGAUUGUGGAGCUACACCAUAGGGCGAUCGAGUGUACCACGCUGCUGGAUAGCAUCCUUAGCCUAAUUCUACUGAUCCAGUUCGUUGGAUGUCUGUUGCUGCUCUGCCUGAUACUGUUCUACGUGUCCCGCAAUCACAACCUCAUCGUUAUCAAUCUUGGUGUACUGUUCUCUUCCAUUUUUAUCGAGAUGAUGUGCUUCUCGUACCUAGGGAAUCAGCUUACUGAAGAGAAUGCCACCAUUAGCAAUUCCGCAUUCAAUUGCCACUGGUAUGAGGAGCCGAUCGUGAUACGGAAGUACUUUCUGCGCAUCAUCCUGCAGGCACACCGUAAGGCAACGAUAACGGCCGGCAAGUUCUACAACGUUAACAUUGUAACCUUUGCGCAACUUAUUAAAACGUCCUACACGUACUACAUGCUCAUGAAGGAAAUGUUCUAACGUCACAUUGUCACACCACAUGGACAUCCAGAUCGACGUAAGCUGGCCCGAGCGCGGUACAAAGCUGCGACAUUGGUUGAGAUCUGUGGGAAAGUACUCAUUAAAAUGUAAUCAAAAUUAAGGACCGGGUCUGGCGUGUACAAAUAAAAUACUCACUACCAA